GCCUGAGCUGAAUUCUCCAUUUAUGGACAGAUUGCCCAGCCCGAGCCGAGGCUCUGCCGGAGGAGUACAGAGUUAGUGGCCGAAGAAAGAGGAGCGAGGCUGGGCAGCCAGGCAGACGCGCGGAGAGCAUCGGGCUCACCUAGGCGGGGGCGGGGUGGGGGGCGAGCGCCUGGUCCGAGUGGACCCCUGCCCUCUGCAGCAUGCGCCCCGCCUGCUGAGUCUCCUCCUUCUCGCCCUCACCUAGCGCCGCCGAUCCCGCCUGGAUGGAGUCCCUCCAGGGUUCCCAUUGGCUCCUGUGAGUGCUUGGGUGUCGAGAGCCCGUUUUUGGCGAAGGGGACCAACUUUUGAAGUUCUCCCAGGAGCCUGCGUUCCAGCCCCAGCUCCCCGGCAGCCGGCGCCGGCAGAGGCGCGACCGCGGCGCGAGUCACCAUGGGAAGCAAAGGUGCCUACCGGUACCACUGGCAGAGCCACAAUGUUAAGCACAGUGGUGUGGAUGACAUGGUCCUGCUCUCCAAGAUCACAGAGAAUGCCAUCGUGGAGAAUCUAAAGAAGAGAUACAUGGAUGACUACAUUUUUACAUAUAUAGGAUCCGUAUUAAUCUCAGUCAACCCUUUCAAGCAGAUGCCAUAUUUUGGGGAAAAGGAAAUUGAAAUGUACCAAGGAGCGGCUCAGUAUGAAAACCCACCACAUAUCUAUGCUCUCGCAGAUAAUAUGUACAGAAACAUGAUCAUUGACAGAGAGAACCAGUGUGUCAUCAUCAGUGGUGAAAGUGGUGCUGGGAAGACAGUGGCUGCCAAAUACAUCAUGAGUUACAUCUCCAGGGUAUCUGGAGGAGGUCCCAAAGUCCAGCACGUCAAGGACAUUAUCCUGCAGUCCAACCCGCUGCUGGAGGCCUUUGGGAACGCCAAGACCGUCCGGAACAACAACUCCAGCCGAUUUGGAAAAUACUUUGAAAUCCAGUUCAGUCCAGGUGGGGAACCAGAUGGUGGGAAGAUCUCCAACUUCCUUCUGGAAAAAUCCAGGGUGGUGAUGAGGAACCCCGGAGAGAGGAGUUUUCACAUAUUUUACCAGCUCAUCGAGGGCGCCUCUGAAGAUCAGAAACACAGCCUCGGCAUCACCAGCAUGGACUACUACUGCUACCUGAACCUCUCUGGGUCCUACCAGGUGGAUGACAUUGACGACAAGCGGGAAUUUCAGGAAACGCUGCACGCGAUGAACGUGAUCGGGAUCUUCGCCGAGGAGCAGACGCUGGUCCUACAGAUAGUGGCAGGGGUCCUCCACCUGGGGAACAUCAGCUUCAAGGAAGUUGGCAAUUAUGCGGCUGUGGAGAGUGAGGAGUUUUUGGCUUUUCCUGCAUAUCUCUUGGGGAUAAACCAGGACCGGUUGAAAGAGAAGCUCACAAGCCGGCAGAUGGAUAGUAAGUGGGGAGGCAAGUCGGAGUCCAUCCACGUGACCCUCAACGUGGAGCAGGCCUGUUACACCAGGGAUGCACUUGCGAAGGCCCUGCACGCCCGGGUCUUUGAUUUCUUGGUAGAUUCCAUCAACAAAGCAAUGGAGAAGGACCAUGAAGAAUACAACAUUGGUGUCCUGGACAUCUAUGGCUUUGAAAUAUUCCAGAAAAAUGGCUUUGAGCAGUUUUGUAUCAAUUUUGUUAAUGAAAAAUUACAGCAGAUUUUUAUUGAACUGACAUUAAAGGCAGAACAGGAAGAGUAUGUUCAGGAGGGAAUAAGAUGGACACCCAUUGAGUACUUUAAUAACAAAAUCGUGUGUGACCUCAUAGAGAACAAAGUUAACCCUCCUGGGAUCAUGAGCAUCCUGGACGACGUGUGUGCCACGAUGCACGCGGUGGGGGAGGGGGCGGACCAGACCCUGCUGCAGAAACUUCAGAUGCAGAUUGGGAAUCACGAGCACUUCAACAGCUGGAACCAAGGCUUCAUUAUUCACCAUUAUGCUGGGAAGGUAUCUUAUGACAUGGAUGGCUUUUGUGAAAGGAACCGUGACGUGCUGUUUAUGGAUCUGAUCGAGCUUAUGCAGAGCAGUGAGCUACCUUUUAUAAAGUCUUUAUUUCCGGAAAAUCUGCAAGCUGACAAGAAAGGGCGCCCAACUACUGCCGGAAGCAAAAUAAAGAAACAAGCCAAUGACCUCGUGAGCACCCUGAUGAAGUGCACACCUCACUACAUCCGCUGCAUAAAACCGAACGAAACCAAGAAGCCCAGAGACUGGGAGGAAAGCAGCCCACGUAACAUCUGCAUCGAAGGCCCCGUUUACCUCCGCGAGGGGCGAUCAGAAGCUAGUGUCCAGGAUCUGCCACUCGGCUUCCGGGACACCGUGCUUCUCAGGAACGGGCGAGUUCUCACAGUUGACAGAGUGAAGCAUCAAGUAGAAUACCUGGGUCUGAAGGAAAACAUCCGAGUAAGAAGAGCUGGUUAUGCCUAUCGGCGCAUCUUCCAAAAAUUCCUACAGAGGUAUGCCAUUCUGACCAAAGCCACCUGGCCCUCGUGGAGAGGGGACGAAAAACAAGGUGUCCUCCACUUGUUGCAGUCCGUCAACAUGGACAGUGACCAGUUCCAGCUCGGGAGGAGCAAAGUGUUCAUCAAAGCCCCCGAGUCUCUAUUUCUUCUAGAAGAAAUGAGAGAGAGAAAGUAUGAUGGAUAUGCUCGAGUGAUACAGAAAUCAUGGAGGAAAUUUGUGGCCCGGAAGAAAUACGUCCAAAUGAGAGAAGAAGCCUCAGACCUCCUGUUGAACAAGAAGGAGAGAAGGAGAAACAGUAUUAACAGGAACUUCAUCGGGGAUUACAUCGGGAUGGACGAACACCCGGAACUCCAGCAGUUUGUGGGCAAGAGGGAGAAGAUCGACUUUGCAGACACAGUGACCAAGUAUGACAGAAGGUUCAAGGGUGUAAAGCGAGACUUGCUUCUUACUCCAAAGUGCUUAUACUUAAUCGGACGAGAGAAAGUGAAACAGGGCCCGGACAAAGGCCUGGUGAAGGAAGUGCUGAAGCGGAGAAUUGAGAUGGAGAGAAUCUUGUCCGUGUCCCUCAGUACCAUGCAGGAUGACAUUUUCAUUCUUCAUGAGCAAGAGUAUGACAGUCUGCUUGAGUCUGUCUUCAAAACUGAAUUCUUAAGCCUCUUAGCAAAGCGUUAUGAGGAAAAAACCCAGAAGCAACUACCUCUGAAAUUUAGCAAUACGCUUGAACUCAAGUUGAAAAAGGAAAACUGGGGUCCCUGGAGUGCAGGGGGCUCCCGGCAAGUGCAGUUCCACCAAGGCUUCGGUGACCUGGCCAUCCUCAAGCCCAGUAACAAAGUGCUGCAGGUCAGCAUCGGACCAGGCCUGCCCAAGAAUUCCCGUCCUACCAGAAGGAACACAAUUCAAAACAAAGGUUAUUCCGGUGGGACGCACAAUGCCAACUACCCCAUGAGAGCCGCCCCUCCCCCUCCAGGUUACCAUCAGAACGGAGUCAUCAAAAACCAAUUUGUGCCACAUCCCCACGCUCCUGGAAACCAGAGGUUAAAUCAGAAAAGUCUGUACACCUCCAUGGCCCGUCCACCCUUGCCACGGCAGCAGUCCACCGGCUCAGACCGAGUGUCACAGACGCCGGAGAGCUUGGAUUUCCUUAAGGUCCCAGAUCAGGGUGCUGCCGGUGUCCGGAGACAAACGACCAGUCGGCCUCCCCCAGCAGGGGGCAGACCCAAGCCCCAGCCCAAGCCUAAGCCUCAGGUGCCACAGUGCAAGGCUCUGUAUGCCUACGAUGCUCAGGACACAGAUGAACUCAGCUUCAAUGCCAAUGACAUUAUCGAUAUCAUCAAAGAAGAUCCUUCUGGCUGGUGGACGGGUCGACUACGAGGCAAGCAGGGCCUGUUCCCCAACAACUAUGUGACCAAGAUCUGAGGCGCACAGAGACUCUAAUGCACAGGCAAAGGAGCUCCAGACAGGGAAGGGGACAUUUGGGGGCUCUCCUUAUGAUCCAUAGCGAGCAAUUGCUUCCUUCUCCAAGGCCUGGAGUUUUUCUGGCACCUUCCCCAUGGAGGACAUUGAAAAGCUGGGUUGGGGACAGGGAGUGUCACUGCAUAAAUGAUCCUAAAAGGUAUCCUCUUCAUAGGAGCCCAGGAGGGCAAAACCACCACCAUGAUUUAUUUAUUGUAUUUAAACCUGGUGAGAGGACAGGCGAGGUCCACUUGGACCUUGUAUUUAAACCUGGUGAGAGGACAGGCGAGGUCCACUUGGACCUUGUUGGCUCUAUCAAAACAGCACCCCGCUCGCUCACCAGGCCCAGGGAAUGGCUGUAGGCGGCCGCUGACAAGUGCCUUUAGUCAAAGAGCACAUUUAUUUCCUCCCUCUUUUCCUUACCUGACACACACAUUCCUCUCUGCCACUUUCCUUCAGGGAGGACCUGCCCUCUUUGCAGGCCGGGCUUGACAUGAGCGGGCACUUCCCAUGCGAAGGCCAAGGGCCAGCGUGGCCUACUGAGCCCGCAGGUGCAGAGGGCAGCUGGUUUACACUUUGCCAGGACCCAUCACGCUGCCAGGCUAAGCAGGGGCUGGGCUGUUGGCCUUGCUUUCUCUGGGUCUUCAGUUGGAAUGUGGCUGGCCCAUGUUGGUUUUGUGUUUAAUGCUGUACCUAUUAUAAGAAGGAUCUCUUUUUUUCAAGCUGUACAUUUAUAAAAACAGAUCAUAUACUGUAUAUAUAAAAAUCUUAAGAUGGUAGCAACAUGUAUGAAUGUACUAAGUAGUAUUCCACUGUACUUAUUCAUAAGGUAGGUUUUAUUACAAAACUCCCACCAGGUACUUACAAAUGUGCACUACUCCUUUUCAACUAUAGAAUCAGUGUUACUGCUUUCUAGCCCAGCCCCUGCAAACCCUUCCCAAUCCUUUCCCCGUAGGUAAUUUUCCUCUGCCCCCUGUGCCCCUCCCCUUAACUCCUAAAUAAAUAAAGGAAUCAUGAACUA
This is a messenger RNA of Lynx canadensis (Canada lynx), 4945 nucleotides long. RefSeq names its product myosin IE (gene MYO1E). Gene Ontology annotation, molecular function: microfilament motor activity; actin filament binding; ATP binding. Gene Ontology annotation, cellular component: cytoplasm; myosin complex; plasma membrane. The record is from RefSeq and is a predicted model, not a curated record. Gene Ontology annotation, biological process: vesicle transport along actin filament; actin filament organization. Bases 430 to 3888 code for a protein of 1152 amino acids. NCBI's taxonomy places the organism in Eukaryota, Metazoa, Chordata, Mammalia, Carnivora, Felidae. The transcript has 29 exons.